AUGCACCCUCAGCAGCACCGCUUCCUCCAACGCUCUCGCAUGUCGCUCCGUCUCAAGCUCGCCCUGUUGCGUCGUAGUCCCCCAACCUCCCAGUUAACCAUACCCAAUGUGACAUUCACUUUGGACUCGUACUCCGAUGCCGAUUGUGUUGAGAAGUUUCGGUUUUCGAAUGCGACGCUAAGGUACCUAGUCGUCUUUCUACGCAUCCCUCACCGCAUCACCACCGUCGAGCGAACUGCCUGCACUGGUGUCGAAGCUUUGUGUAUCCUGCUGCGCCGCUUUGCUGUUCCUGACCGCUGCAACCAGCUUGAGGCACUUAGCCAAGCAGUCGCAAAUAAAGGGGGCGAAGUUCAGAACGUAUGGGCAUUUAUUGAUGGAACGGUGCGUGAGUGCUGCCGACCAGACGGUGAUGAGCGCCAGCGGACCGUAUUUAACGGUCAUAAAAGGCGCCAUGCUGUCAAGUAUCAGACGUUGGUGACUCCCGAUGGGAUUAUAUCCCAUGCAUUUGGACCGAUUGAAGGCGGACGACAUGACCUUACAAUCCUACGGCAGUCUAAAUUGGAGAGUGGAAUUGCUGCCGACACACGGUUUCGUGGUUUUGUGAUUUAUGGCGAUCCUGCCUAUGGCUACUCGGACCAACUCGCCUCUCCAUUUGGCGGUGCUCGUUUGACUGCUGCCCUGCGCGAAGUCAACAAAAGCAUGAGUCGUGUUCGAAUAAGUGUUGAGUGGUCGUUUGGGCAAGUACUACAAUACUGGCCUAUUGUCGACUUCAAAAAGAAGUUGCGCAUUGGGAACAGUCCGAUUGCCAAGAUGUAUAAGGUCGCAGUACUUUUGACCAACUGCAUCACAUGUGAUCGAGGACGAAACACUAAUAGCGCCUACAUUGGACUACCCCCGCCAACUUUAGAGGAAUAUUUGCAUGUCAACAUGUAA
Messenger RNA from Aphanomyces astaci, 933 nucleotides. RefSeq lists its product as hypothetical. The transcript is spliced from 2 exons. NCBI's taxonomy places the organism in Eukaryota, Oomycota, Saprolegniomycetes, Saprolegniales, Verrucalvaceae. The coding region runs from base 1 to 933 and encodes 310 amino acids. The record is from RefSeq and is a predicted model, not a curated record.